AAAUCAGUCUUAUCUUAGCCGGUGCUAGCCCCGCCCACACACUCUCUUUUCUUAGAGGGUAUCUAAGUUGUCAAAAUCAGUUUUAUCUUACCAGGUACAUGCUAGCAAAUACUAAAGUAAGACUGCAUAAUAAUAAGAGUAGUCACUAGAAUGAAGAGGGGAUCAGUGGGUGGGAUACUGCUUGCUUCUAAGACUCUUAAAAAAAAGUUAAACUCAGCUCCGACCACCUUUUUUCUCUAUUUCACUGACUUAUUUUAUUUUCUGUAUAGUGGGAAUUGAAUUUUAUUUUGACAAGCCCGUAGAAGCUAAGAUUUAAAACAACGUGAGAUGGACAAAUUGUUAAUUAAAGUUGUCGUGAUCUUUUAAUUACACAUGGGGGUAACGAUGGUGUCCUUUUAAUUUACUACUCAUUUACCCUUUGGUUAAAUUUUACCAACAAAAUGAAACUUACAAGUUUCAAACACAUGUGAUCUCUACACAAAGACUUACGUCCCUUCACUACCACUGACGGAAUAAAUCUGAAUCUCGACUCGAAUAGUGAACCAAAAGCCCCCUACUACUCAUGAAAGCAGCAAACAUUACUGAAAUGUAUAUAUUCAUAAAUAUCACGAAGGCAUAGAUUUGUCAAAUUUAGACAUUUUCGAAAACCAUUCCUCCAAAUUUACAUCAAAAUGUCCCGUAUUGCCACCUUAAGCAAAAAGACCGACAAAACCCAAAACGUUCAAGUCACUCGAAAAUGUGGAGGACGUCCAGUGCCAGUUGGAGUCCCGGGAGGUGCAGCACCAUGCCCCAAUAAAGGCAAACCAUGUCCGCCUUGCACCCGUGGAAAACCGCCGGUACCAACAACAAGCAGAACCCAGAUUUCACGAAGAAAUGUGUCGACAGGAUUAGGGAAGUCUCUGGCACACGUGCGACCGAGCGAUGAGGGCUUAGAAGCCCCGUCGCUAUUGCAAAAAAGGGUGUUUAAACAAGCUCUCGCUAAAUCAGUGCGAAAACCAGGACAGAAAGUGCGCAGUGUAGGAGCCUCGCUAACCGAUGUUAAGGAUCCCAUGAUCAAGACGAACAGAGGGAAAGAGUGCGUGUUGCAACAAAUGAAAAUGGAGACGACGGUACAAAGAACUCCGAAGGCAGAGUACAUAACGAAGAGCAUGACAGGAAUUGACGUGGGACCUUCAGGGGUGGGAAAGCAGCUGCAGAUAACUACGCACCAAAUAGAUCCUGCACAUGGAACGGAAUCGGCGGGAGUCAAUGAGACCAUAUCAGCCACUAGUUCUCUCUCUAUUACGUCAGGGGGGAGGAAACUGCAAAAGGGAUUCAAGAGAAAGACACUCAUUUCCGAGAAACUUGCGUCGAAACCAAACAUGAACCCUCACCACAUCAACCGUUUAAUCAAAGAAGAAACCGAAGAUGUGGAGACUACUCUUAAGAUGGUACCACCAGAUUUAGCUACUACUUCUCUGGAGAAGUUCCCUUUGAAAAAGAAGCUUCAAAAUUUGAGGCUCAACGCGGAGCCUGUGAGUAUUUUGACAGAGUCGGUCAUUCACCCAGCACCCACGGCUGACGAAGUGGAUGCCGAAGCUCCUCCUGAAAUCCUUGCUUCGGUGAUGGAUGCUGUUGAAAAGGGUGCAACCCCGGCCACCGCUCCUAACCAAAUCUUCAAUAGUUUAUUUCCCGAGGUGGAAGAACCUCGAAUCAAUAUUAGUUCCGUAGCACCUGGACCUUUAGAGGACAUAGUCGUACCGACAGCUCAGCCUGUUAAACUCGUCGAAGAAGUACUUACUCAAGAAAUGGAAGAGUUUCUAGUUUUGGAAAUACAAAGUAAGAAGGAACUUCCAAGGGACGAUAUUUGUGCCGAUAAGAAUAUAAUUCCUGCGGCUUAUUCUCCGGAAGAAAUACCGCCAGUUCCUCUGGUCUUGGAAGGAGAACUGCCUCCAUGGGAAGAUGCCACGGUGGUAAAACUAUCUUCUCUAGUGGGCGCGGAUCCGAUGGAUAUGUUGGAGGCGAGCGAUAUAUCUAUUUUGGAGUCACCGGAAGACUUAAAUCAGGAGUUAUCUAAAGGCAUCGACUAUUUUAUUGAUGCCGAUGUGGCACCUUACGAAACCAAAAUUCAAAUUAGAGGGUCUAAACCACCCAAGUGGUUUCCGGGUAUGUGUGUGUUAUUUUGUGCGUUUAUGUUCAUGCGUUUUUCAGGAUAUAUGUCGGCUUUUCCGCAUUUACCUGAACUUGUAAAGAUUUCAACUAAGCCUAGCGAGGUACUACAUGCGGCAUGGAAAGCCGUACAACCGAAAGUUUUCCCCGAUGAAUCUAUCUUGAUAGUGUAAAGACGGAGCGAAAAAAAUAAAACAAAAUUUUAGUGAC
This is a messenger RNA of Zophobas morio, 2358 nucleotides long. RefSeq lists its product as uncharacterized. The record is from RefSeq and is a predicted model, not a curated record. Lineage: Eukaryota; Metazoa; Arthropoda; Insecta; Coleoptera; Tenebrionidae. The transcript has 7 exons. The coding region runs from base 672 to 2321 and encodes 549 amino acids.